AUGGCCAUGGCGCCUCUAAAAGGUUGGAUACCUCAAGAUCUCCCUGGAAGUCUAUCGGCAUAUGGUCCACGUCAUGAUAACGACUUUGAAGAUAUAAGUAAGAUUCGGAUUCUGCCAACUAUGUCGGAGCUCAUGUCGACCCGGCAAGACUACCGGCCGCUUUACGACCCUUCGCAAUUACAUUUGCCAGGGAUUCGAGGAUUAAUCGAUCGGCACUUUCGAUUACUUCGAGAAGAUACAGUUGGGCCGUUGAAAGAAGGCAUUUGUGAAGAGCUUCGAAUUCUCGAAGAUCCCAGAGGUGAACACACCUCUUACUUGCAAAGCAAUGUUCGCAAGUAUUCGUACAGCGUCGUAGAUAUUGUUGAUACUACCUGCAAACGUCGAUCGGGGCUUGAGUUUCACUUGAAGCUUAAACAACCGGAGCUUGCGAGUAGACUCUCAACUGAAGCGCGCGAAGAUUGGUGGAGAAUAUCGAAGCGCUUGGAGAUUGGCGCCCUCGUUUGCUUUCUGGAAAGAGACACCGCCGUAUUCUUUGCUGUGUCAGACUCCACUAUUAGACCCAAGAUCGAUUCCAACAAGGGAAACAGGGAUCGACCACCGUUCGGGAAGCGUGACUUGCACAGUAAUGCGAGUUUCGCAUACGUUAGCCUAAGCUUAGCUGAGCCCAGCGACACAGAUCUCCGAGUAAUGCUUCGAGCUAUUCGAUCUAAGAACCCUACACCCAGAUCCUUGAUAGAAUUCCCUGGCGUAUUAGUGCCUUCGUUCAAACCGGCUCUGAGCGCACUUCAACAUAUCUCAAGGACGUUAGAUCUUCCAUUUACUAACCUACUUGCGCCAGUCUUAGAUGGCCCGAUUCAAGUUACCAUUCCACCUCCUCUCUAUACGACGAAGCCUAAGUUCGCAUUUGAUUUGAAGUGUCUUACCUCCGAUGGAGGAAAUUUCACCUUCAGACCCAAAAAUGACCCGAACCCCCGUGACCUUUCAAUCAGAUCAAGCCUAGACGAAGGCCAGUCUCGAGCUCUCCUGAACACACUAAAGAGAGGUCUAGCACUUAUUCAAGGACCUCCGGGAACGGGUAAAAGUUACACUGGCGAAGCAAUCAUCAAGGUGCUUUUAGCGAAUAAGUACAAGGCAGAAAUAGGACCUAUAGUCUGCGUUUGUCGUACCAACCAUGCCUUAGACCAGCUUCUUGAAAACCUCUGGCACGAUGGAGUGAAGAAGAUCAUCCGGAUUGGCUCGAGAUCUGAAUCGUUGAUUCUCCAGCAGGUGAACCUGCGCAAGAUCGCACAGGAUGUAGAGCGCACUAGAUCGGAAAAGAAAACUUUAGGCAAAUCUGGUCCGGCAUUGGAGAACGCAGAGAAGGCAUUGAAGGCUUUCAUAACUCAGAUACGGACCUCAAUGAUAUCCCAGAGAGAGAAAGAGCAUGUCAAGGACACGGCGAUGUUGUGUUAUAAGGCGAUAUUCGGCACAGAGCAGGACCAAUGGACUGCAAGUAUCCACCGGGACGAGGACGCUUACUUCCGUCGUUGGGUCAAUGAGGGUGUUGUAUCAAACAGUGCACCUAGAGAAAUUCGGAUAUUGAUGAAACAAGAUCCAACGACAUUCAGUCGACAAGAACGCUCCUUACUUCGCGAGAUGUGGGCUUCUGCGGUCAUCUCUGAUUUGGAGGACGAGUUCAUCUCCCUUCAUCGCAGCCACUGGGCCGCUAAAAAGAGACAUGAAAUGGGCAUAGGUGAGGUGGACCUUCGCAUACUCGGACACGCCGAUGUUAUCGGCGCGACCACCGCAGGCCUGGCUAAGAAUUUGACCACCCUUCGAAAUCUCAGAGCUAAGGUACUACUCUGCGAGGAAGCUGGUGAGGUGUUAGAGAGCCACAUCCUAACAUCGUUGCUCCCAUCUGUGGAACACGCCAUCCUUAUCGGAGACCAUCUUCAAUUGCGUCCCCACAUUGACAACUACGAGCUAUCUAUAGCGAACCCUCGUGGAGAAAAAUACUCGUUAGAUGUAUCGCUGUUUGAAAGGCUUGUUAAACCUCCUCGACCAACCGACCUGAGACUGCCAUUUGACAUGCUUGAAGUACAGAGGCGAAUGCAUCCGUCGAUUUCCAACUUAAUUAGAAGCACUCUGUACAACGAUUUGAAAGACUUCAAGGAAGUUGGUGGUUAUCCUGAGGUGGCUGGGAUGAGGAAACGACUCUAUUGGUUUCAUCAUGAAUACCCUGAGAGUCGAACAAUACCUAGCCAGAAUCAGGUUGCGGAUACGUCCCGGACAAACAAAUUCGAGGUUGAUAUGGUUUGUGCCUUCGUAUCCCACCUCGUGCGCCAAGGUGUUUAUAACCAUAACGAUAUUGCGGUUAUCACGCCUUAUCUCGGACAGCUGCACAAGUUGAGACAAAGACUUCAAGAAUCAUUCGAGGUUGUGGUCGAGGAUCAAGACCUCAUGGAUUCACAGGAUGAAGAUUUUGAUGUGACUCCCAAUAUCCACAGACAGGAAUUGGGAAGCUGUUUACGGCUCGCAACGGUUGAUAACUUCCAAGGAGAAGAAGCGAAGGUCGUUGUCAUUUCCCUAGUACGGAGCAACUUAGAUCAGCAAUGCGGUUUCAUGCAAACCACAAACAGAAUCAACGUCCUUCUCUCACGAGCCAAGCAUGGGAUGUAUAUCUUUGGAAACUCUACUACGUACGGCGGGGUUGACAUGUGGUCGGAAGUCAUCAGCAUGCUCAAAAAGAACGGGAAUAUUGGCACUAGCCUUCCGCUUCAGUGUCCGAGACAUAAGGAUGCACUUAUUGAAGUAUCAGGUCCCGAAGACUUUGCGCGAUUAUCCCCAGAGGCAGGUUGCAAUGCUCAGUGUCUCCAGGUACUCGAGUGUGGCCAUGCGUGCCUCAGCAAGUGCCAUGCGGCACCAUUACAUAUGACCAUCAAAUGUCAUCAGCGAUGUUCAUUGAUAAAGAAAAUCUGUGGCCACGGCUGUCCAAAUAGGUGCGGAGAGCCAUGCGAAGAAAAUUGCUCGACUGUACUAGAAGGGAAAAAGCUCUUUCUACCUUGUGGGCACUUCUUAACCUCGCCUCGCUGCUGGCAAACUCUGGUACCCGGCGAGAUUGAAUGUCGCCAACGCAUCAAGAUAACUAUACCGGGAUGUAAUCAUAGUGUAGAAUUACCUUGUCAGGGGUAUGUCGCUGUGAACGAUAUCAUCUGUCGCGCACGAUGUGGUCAUUUUCUGCCAUGCGGACAUCAAUGUCCAGGUUCUUGCAAAACCUGUAUUGUUCGUGAGGGCGGGAGAGUUGUGAAGGAAGAGCACCGGGACUGUAUAAGCAUUUGUGGUCGAAGCUACGGCACUUGCAGUCACGUCUGCGAACGACCGUGUCAUCCAAACGAAGAAUGCCCUCCUUGCGACAUGGAUUGCGACGUGCAAUGCAAACAUACGAAAUGUCGCAAAACGUGUUCUGAGCGAUGUCCUCACAGUCGUUGUACCAUGCCGUGUGCGGCGCCAUGCAAUUGGAUUCCUUGCUCCAAACGCUGUAAGAAGGUUCUACAACCUUGCGGUCAUCAAUGUCCGUCUCUCUGCGGAGAGAUCUGUCCAGAUGCCAGGUAUUGCCAGACUUGUGCAUCUGAAGAUAUCAAGAGAACUGUAGUAGAUACAAUUGAGGUUCGAGAGUACCGUGACAUCGACUUAGAUACGGACCCUUGUAUCUUCCCUAAAUGCGGCCAUAUCAUGACAGCAUUGAGUAUGGAUUGUAAGCUAGGCAUGUCCGACUACUAUGAGAGUCUUGACGAUGGUACAGUCAUUGCUAUCAAGGGUCCGUACGAGCCCCUCACGAGCGCUACUAUCAAAGCCUGCCCGAAAUGUCGAGGAAGCCUACGGAACAUUUCCCGCUAUGGAAGAUUAGUUCGACAAGCCUUGUUAGAUGAAUCAACCAGAAGAUUCAUUCGCUGGUCGCAUGCUCAAUUUAUUAUGCUGGAACGACGUCUUCUCGAUGAACAACAACAACUGGAGCACUCGAAGAAUUCCGAACAACUUCCUAAACUGUUCAACAAAGUAGACAAGCGUGAGAUGGGCGUGUUUCAGAUUGACCAUAUGCUGGCAAUCCACAAGUCGAUCAACAAUGAUCGAUACAAGAGGAUCAUUGCUCUUUACUUCGAUAUAUUCCUUUGUAUGGAUCGAGUUAGGGGUGAAGAAAGACCUUACAAACUAUUAUUUGAUCUCGUCGAACAGGCCAAUAGCGUCGAGGGGGCAAUAGGCCAGUUCGAACCAGGCCCUUCUCGUGUUCACACUCGUGGUGAACUCCUAUCUCAGGUCACGCUUUUCCGCUGCUACCUAAUGGUCUUGAGCGACUUCCUGAAGUUGAGAAACGAUGCGCCUAAGCGUUGCACAACAAUGCAUUUCGGAUUGGAGAAACCAAUCGAAGACUGUGAGCUGUUGAUCAAACUAGCGCAGACGACCGGUUAUAUUGUUCAAGAAGCAGAAGGACACAUCUUCUUUGCACGACUUGUCGGACUCAUCAAGCAGCUGGCCAACUCCGAGGAACACUUUGACCUGAAGGUAGUUGGCUUGUGCGACGCCACCAUAGCCAAAGCCAAAGACCAUUAUUCCCAGGCGCAGGCUCUUGUCCGUGACUACCAACCAGCUACACACCUCCAAAAGGAGUUAGAUGCUGUCGGGAAGAUGCUUAACCACGGUGUUUUUUACACUGGAAUGUCGGUACAAGAGCAACGCGCCAUCCACAGAGAAAUGGCUAAAAAGCUCACUGGAAUUGGCUAUUGGGGUACCUGCGCUCACGGCCACCCAUUUACUGUGGCAGACGUCAACUCGUUAGGGGAAGAUGCCAAGUGCCCAGAAUGCGGCGCAAAUGUCGGAAAGAUUCACCCUUAACUGGGUGGUCGUGUGGUUGGAGCCCGAUAUAAUGAGGGCAGAUGGCGGUACGACGCAAUGGGAAACAACAAAUUUGGCCUCUUCCGAGAUGGGACAAAUUGUCACAAAACCCCUUUUGUGUCAUUGCGCAUAAAAACGUGUAACCUGCUAGCCAUAGGCACUUGUACUUUGCUUUCCCUUUUCUUCCUUGGCGGCAGAAAAUGCCAGAAGAGAUGACUCAUACAUUUACCACCGCUUAAGCUUGGUAAGAUCGCCUUAUUCGAGGUUGUUGAACUGCGAGGUCCUUAUACGACUGUGUUCUGACAGUAAUUAAGCAAUCAAUAAGAACUGCGAUGCCCCUUGAUUAAAAACUGUGAAUCCCUCUUUGCCUAGGUAGGUAGAUAUCCCUCUUACCUCUACUACGACUUUAUAAUUUUGGAUAUA
Molecule: messenger RNA, 5292 nt
Organism: Annulohypoxylon truncatum
Lineage: Eukaryota; Fungi; Ascomycota; Sordariomycetes; Xylariales; Hypoxylaceae
Product: putative NF-X1 finger and helicase domain protein
Exons: 7
Coding region: 1-4869 (1622 amino acids)
Biological process (GO): regulatory ncRNA-mediated heterochromatin formation
Cellular component (GO): nucleus; nuclear RNA-directed RNA polymerase complex
Molecular function (GO): helicase activity; zinc ion binding
Source: RefSeq, a predicted model, not a curated record